Messenger RNA from Lathyrus sativus (Indian pea), 1461 nucleotides. Lineage: Eukaryota; Viridiplantae; Streptophyta; Magnoliopsida; Fabales; Fabaceae. The record is from the annotation of a GenBank genome assembly.
AUGAUCAUUUCAUGGAACGUGAUGGGGCUAAAUAAAGCGGGCAAGGUUAGAGAGAUUAGCUCCAGUCUUCGAAACCUUGACCCUGCAAUAACUGUAUUAAUUGAGACUAGAGUGAAAAAGCAAAAAGUUGUGGGAAUUAGAAAGAAAUUAAAGAUGCGUGGUAGUUACAUGGAUAAUUAUGCUCAACAUGAUAAUGGCCGAAUUUGGAUCCACUGGGAUGACAACAGCAGACAGGUUGAAUUUGUUGCAAGCACGGAUCAAAUGAUUCACUGUAAGGUGAAUGAUGCUAAUGAUAAUUUCAUGUUCUGGAUGACGGCAAUAUACGCGCAAAAUCAACUGCAUCAUAGAAAGAAGUUAUGGCAAGACAUUGAGAAAAUCUGUGCAAACCAGACUGGGCCUUGGAUGUUGAUCGGUGACUUCAACAAUGUUAUGAAGAUCGAAGAUCGGAUUGGCGGGAAUGAGGUGACAGAGAACGAAUACAAGGAUCUUAUUGAGAUGAUGAGCAAGACUGAAUUGUAUGCACUAGAUCAUCAAGGUGAUUAUUUCACCUGGUCCAACAAACAGGAACACAAUGCAAUUUAUUCGAGGAUUGACCAUAUGUUGGGAAACGCGGAUUGGAUGCAACAAAAUGAUAAUACGACUCUAACUCAUGAGAACCCCAACAUCUCCGAUCACUCCAUGCUGAUACUGAAUGACAACAUGCCGAAAACUAGAGCAAACAGAGUUUUUAAAUUCAUAAAUUGCAGCACGGACUUGGAUCAUUUUUGGGACACUGUCAGUGAUAGUUGGAAUAUGCCAAUGGAAGGUAGUCUAAUGUUUAUUGUUUGGAGGAAAUUAUUGAGGUUGCAACCACAUAUAAAGUCACUUAGUAAACCUUUGGCUGAUGUUACUAACAAAAUUCUGCAGACCCGUGAGAAGCUAACAGUAGCCCAGACUGAUCUUGCGCAUAGCAGGCUAAAUGGCAACAAAAUUCGACAGGUUAAGGAAUAUACUGCAGAACUUUUGGAUUGGCAGGAAAAGGAAGAGAGUAUGCUGAAACAGAGGGUGAAAAUUGAAUGGUUACGUCACUGUGAUGGUAACAACAAAUAUUUUCAUGCCUCAAUUAGAAUGAGACAACAAUUCAAAACCAUGAAGAAAAUUCAAAUGGAGGAUGGUUCUUAUGCUACAGAUCAAAAAGGACUGGAAAAUGCAGUGCUAGAGUUCUACACUAAACUCAUGGGGACACGUUCCAACGACCUUGAAGCUAUUGACACUAGUGCAAUGCGUGCGGGCAGCCAGCUGACUGAAAACCAGAGAACAAUGCUCAGUGAACCGGUUACAGAAAAAGAGAUCAAGGAUGCGCUAGAUGGUAUAGGAAAUGACAAGGCGCCGGGUCUAGAUGGCUUUGGAGCCUAUUUUUUCAAACAGGCAUGGCAGAUAGUGAAGGCAGAUGUUAUAACAACAAUUAAUGAUUUUUUUUAA